AUGACCACCACCUUAGCGACCACCACCCCUAACGACCACCACCCUAACGACCACCACCCUAACGACCACCACCCUAAUGACCACCACCCUAGCGACUACCACCCUAACGACCACCACCCUAACGACCACCACCCUAACGACCACCACCCUAACGACCACCACCCUAACGACCACCACCCUAGCGACCACCACCCUAACGACCACCACCCUAACGACCACCACCCUAACGACCACCACCCUAACGACCACCACCCUAGCGACCACCACCCUAACGACCACCACCCUAACGACCACCACCCUAACGACCACCACCCUAAUGACCACCACCCUAACGACCACCACCCUAACGACCACCACCCUAAUGACCACCACCCUAGCGACCACCACCCUAACGACCACCACCCUAACGACCACCACCCUAACGAGCACCACCCUAACGACCACCACCAUAACGACCACCACCCUAACGACCACCACCCUAACGACCACCACCCUAACGACCACCACCCUAGCGACCACCACCCUAACGACCACCACCCUAACGACCACCACCCUAACGACCACCACCCUAAUGACCACCACCCUAGCGACCACCACCCUAACGACCACCACCCUAACGACCACCACCCUAACGACCACCACCCUAACGACCACCACCCUAACGACCACCACCCUAACGACCACCACCCUAACGACCACCACCCUAGCGACCACCACCCUAACGACCACCACCCUAACGACCACCACCCUAACGACCACCACCCUAACGACCACCACCCUAGCGACCACCACCCUAACGACCACCACCCUAACGACCACCACCCUAACGACCACCACCCUAAUGACCACCACCCUAACGACCACCACCCUAACGUGUGGAGAAACUAA
Molecule: messenger RNA, 888 nt
Organism: Coregonus clupeaformis (lake whitefish)
Lineage: Eukaryota; Metazoa; Chordata; Actinopteri; Salmoniformes; Salmonidae
Product: histidine-rich glycoprotein-like
Exons: 1
Coding region: 1-888 (295 amino acids)
Source: RefSeq, a predicted model, not a curated record